GUAUGAGAGUUUAAAUCCGCUGCAUUGUGGGAGCGCUGAGAAACAUGGCGUCUGUCAUCCUUGUUCGGUGUGUCCGUGGAGCCCGCGCGGUCUACCACCCGGCGCUGUGCUUGAGGCAGGGUGGCGGAGGAGGAGUGCGUCCGGCAGCAGCAGCAGCAGCAACAACCUCCCUGCUCGCCCGCCGGGACUUCUGGCAGCAGCGCCUCGUACAGGCACCGGGAAACGCGCAGCAGUGCGUACAGUGGCGGCGAUUCAGUGACCUGCCCCCCUUGACGCCUGAAAGCAUCCAGGAACGAGUGUUCCACGUGCUCAAGCUCUACGACAAGAUCAACCCCGAGAAGCUUCAGGUGACGUCUCACUUCAUGAAAGAUCUGGGAUUGGACAGUCUGGACCAGGUGGAGAUUGUCAUGGCGAUGGAGGAUGAGUUUGGCUUUGAGAUCCCAGAUGUGGAGGCAGAGAAGCUGAUGUGUCCUCAGGACAUCGUGAAGUAUGUGGCAGAGAAGAAGGACAUCCUCUAAUGAGCCCUGUCCUGCAACAGAUCCCUCGCCCUCUGCAAGCUCACCUGGGAACUUGUGAUUGUUUAUUUUAUGUGAGUUACGUAUAAAACCCAUGUGGGUAAAUAAGUAAAUAAUUGUUUAUUUUAUGUGAGUUAAAUAUAAACCCAUGCAGGUAAAUAAGUAAAUAAUUGUUUAUUUUAUGCGAGUUAAAUAUAAACCCAUGCAGGUAAAUAAGUAAAUAAUUGUAUAAAUAAAUAAAUAAGGGAAGAGUUUGAUAAGUGUGUGUGUGUGUGGCUGCUCAUCUGGUUCUGAAGUGGACUAUCUGGGCCGCGUCGGCUCCCGUCUCCGUGGGGUUCUGAGCCCGCGGCGGACUGAGCUGAGCUGGGCUGCCUGUGAGAUCUGGGGGGUCUGACCGGUUCUGUUUGAGAGUUCUUGCAGAACCCGCCGGCUCCGUAGUGUUGGUCAGGAAGGGAAGCUGAAGGCUUCUGUCACCUACUGGAUUACAUUAAGUGAAAAUAAAUAAUGUUUGGAAUCCUU
Molecule: messenger RNA, 1034 nt
Organism: Clupea harengus (Atlantic herring)
Lineage: Eukaryota; Metazoa; Chordata; Actinopteri; Clupeiformes; Clupeidae
Gene: ndufab1a
Product: NADH:ubiquinone oxidoreductase subunit AB1a
Biological process (GO): fatty acid biosynthetic process
Cellular component (GO): mitochondrion; respiratory chain complex I
Molecular function (GO): acyl carrier activity; acyl binding
Source: RefSeq, a predicted model, not a curated record